Molecule: messenger RNA, 4110 nt
Organism: Triticum dicoccoides
Lineage: Eukaryota; Viridiplantae; Streptophyta; Magnoliopsida; Poales; Poaceae
Product: protein WHAT'S THIS FACTOR 9, mitochondrial-like
Exons: 1
Coding region: 95-1306 (403 amino acids)
Molecular function (GO): RNA binding
Source: RefSeq, a predicted model, not a curated record
UCCUCCUUCCACCUCCGCCUUCCCCCACCUCUUCACCGCCGACGGCCUCCUCCCCCUUCCUAAACCCCUCCGCGGAAACCCCUUUCCCCGCGCCAUGCGGUCCCUCGCGCGCCCGCCGAGGCCGCCCAAGCCCCUGCCCCCGCUCGCCGCCUUCGUCCAGUCCAUGGGGUACGUGGAGGUGAAGAUGCGGUGGAAGAAGGACGCGUCCUUCGACGCCGUCCCGGUGCUCGCGCACGCGCGGGACCUCCGCCCGCUCGCCGCCCUCGCGCGCCUCCUCUCCCCGUCGCCGACCCCCGUCUCCGCGGUCUCCAAGCUCCGCCGCUCGCUCGAGACCUCCGACCGCCGCGUCGCCUCCUUCCUGCGCCGCUUCCCCGCGGCCUUCGUCGAGUCCGUCGGGCCCGAGCACAACCACCCAUGGUUCCGCCUCUCCCCCUCCGCCGCGCGCCUCCAGCAGGAGGAGCGGGACGUCUUCGCCGCCCACCGCGCCGACAUCACCUCCCGCCUUCGCCGCCUCAUCCUCAUGUCCCCGGCCCGCCGCCUCCCGCUCACCGUCGCGCAGGGCAUGCUCUGGCACCUCGGCAUCCCGGAGGACUACUUCAAGCGCCCGGAUUUCGACAUUGGGCAGGAUGGGUUCAGGAUUCUGACCACUGGAGAUGCUGUUUUUUCCGAGGAUGAGAACCAUGGUAAGGAGCUGGGGCUCAUCGAUGAUGGGAAAGAUCAAGAAAUGCCACUGUCGGUGCUUCAAAUGGGUGCCAUACGGAGGUUCGGAUCGGCGGAGGAGGUGCCCUUCCCGCUGUUCCCGUCCAAGGGUCUUCGGCUGAAGCGGAAGAUUGGAGACUGGAUGGAGGGAUUCCAGAAGCUGCCUUGUAUCUCUCCCUAUGAGGACUUCAGCAACAUUCAUCGGGGUAGCGAUGUUUCAGAGAAGCGGGCGGUUGGGGUGCUCCAUGAGCUGUUCAGUCUGUUUGUGACAUGCUCUGCCGAGAGGCGACGGUUACUCUGCCUCAGGACACACCUGGGGCUGUCACAGAAGUUUCACCUGGUGUUUGAGCGGCACCCGCAUAUAUUCUACUUACUGUUGAAGGAGAAAACGUGCUUUGUUGUCCUCAAAGAGGCAUACAUGGCUGGGGGACACACAUCAAUUGAGGAGCACCCCAUGCUGGAGGUGCGGAGCAAGUAUGCCAGGUUGAUGCAGGAGUCACAGGAGAUCAUAAGGCGGCGGCGAAGCGGGAAGCCUGCACAGUUGGAUCCUGAGGAUCAAGAGAGUGAGGGUUCGAAGGGUGUAAAUUCAGCUGCAAUCCCUUCAUAGGAUGUUAAUUAUUUUUGACUGAUCAGAAAAUAAGGAAAUGGGCAAUACGGCUUUUUACGGAUUUUUGCAACAAAAAUGAGGGGGCUUUACCCUUGGAAGCAGCAAAUUUGCAUGCAAAUAAAGGAGUUGUGCGCCUAUGCAAAGAGGUUGGUGCAGUAUCUAUGAUUUACCGUGUUCAUCUAGAGGUUCUAGAUUAGUUGACUGACACUUGGUGAUAGCUUUAGUCCAAAUUUCUUCUGGUAGAUGUCGAGUGAGGUGAUACAUGACGCAAUAUGCUUGGCGAAUGACUUUUACUUGUUCACUGGAUGCUGUUGUGACUUUCCAAUGUAUUUCGUGAACAUCUUUUCUUCCUGCUUACAAGUGAAAACUAACAACAGAAAGUGUACAAGUGCUAUUCUUGAUUGGGAAACCAUUUAGGAAAACGCCGCAACAUCUACUGGCAAAUAACAGGCAAGAUAUUUUCUUAAUAUUAAUUAAGCGUCAACCGUUUAAAUGCUUGGUGUCGAAACUUUAAGGGAAAAAUAAAUAUGUUUCUUGAUCAUAUUACGUUGGUAUGUGCAGAAUAAAUAAAUUAUUGAUGAUAUAAUAGAAGUUGCUGCCUUCUAAGGUGUAGUUUUGGUGUGUGGCCCUGUGUUGUUGUUUGGGGUAAGGCGAACUCGUCAUAUCUGACAAAAACAUAUAUAAAGAUCUGAGUUGGUGGUGGUCCAUUCACCCUCAGAGAUUGCCUCUUAAGUCAGCAAGAAAUUAGUUACUGCAAUUAUCAUACAUUCUAUGUGGCAGACAUAUCGUGAUCUCAUAUUUAGUUGUUGAUUUGGUUGAUGCAUACCUCUUUUUUUUACCUGCACAAAGUUAGAGACUACGAUGACAGAAACGUUUAACCAACUCAUGCAAUAAAAAAACUUCUUAGCAAUGCACGAGCAUAUAUUAUCUGUAGCAUUGCACGAGUAUUUAGCUAGUGCAACAAAACAUUGCUGUUAUGCUUCUUAGCAGAGGUUUUUUUUUGCAGAAGUUGACGAAUAACCAAGCAGGUGAAAUUAGUCUGGUGAAAGCUACCAUCUUAGACAUGCAUGAAUUACUAUAGCUUUGUUCUAUAGUUAGUUACUUACUUUCCACAUAUAAAAUUUACUAAGAUUAUGUGCGCUAGGAUAGGUAAAAUCGGCUGAAUGGGCUGCGAAUUUGGCUGGUGGUUGGAUCACAGUACUAUCUCACCAUAGGUUUUGCUUUUUAUCUUUUCAUUGACGCUUCAGUAUUCUGCAAGUUAUCUUUUGAGGAGUUGCUAUGAAACACUAUACUAUUGAUUUUACAGAUGAUAGUGAUAGGGUCCUCACGUUAUACCUUCAAGAUCAUCAUAGUAAUUUUAACAAUUUUAGUCAUAUAAUUCAAUAUAUUAUUAUCCUAUAUUUUGUUGUAUGUGUAUAAUUGGACCGCUAGUUACAUGCGGUUGGUGCCGCAUUUAAUUAUUCACUGAGAAAUGCUAUAUAUGGGUUAUGUGAUAGAGGCGUAAAGUUGCAAAAUCCAUCACAAGGCACCUAUUUUUGAGAAGUGAACCACGUAGUUGGCACUUGGCAGCAUGGAGUCUAUCAUUGUACGUUCCAAUGAUCUGUUGCUGGACAAGUAUGAGAACUGGAUAUGUUUAUUGGUACUUCCGUAUCAGAGUAUUUAUGUCUACUCUCUACUAGAUGAACAUCUACACGUACGACCAUCAGUUCUGCUGUGGCAGUUGUACAUAUUUGAUACAAAGCUAAUGAAUUGCCAAAAGUGAGAUAUUUCUUAUCGGCUUGUGCGAUGUUCAUCUAAUGGUUGUUAUUAGGGUGCUUCUCUUUGGCUGUGGUUUCUGAAUCAGCAUUAGGUGCCCGGUUAUGUGCUCCAGGGAAGAUGUUCCUUGAUGGGGCUCACCUUACCAAGGAAGAUCAUUGCCCUGUGCCCAGUUAUGUAAAACGGCUGGCAGGUCCUCCACUCAUAUUAGCAAAUUCUGCUCCAGAUGUUGCAUAGAGGAGGAUGAUCUUCACCUCUUUUUUCUAUGCCACUUCGCAAAGGCUGCUUGGUUCUCACAUCCUUUGUUUCUAAGAUCAAAAGGCUUAGUACAGAACUCUAGAACUGUUCGCAUAGAGAAGGAUGAUCUUCACUUCUUUUUCCUAUGCCACUUUGCUAAGGUUGAUUGGUUCUCACAUCCUUGGUUUCUAAGGUCAGAUAGCUUAGUACAAAAAAUUAGAACUGUUCCUGAGAUCAUUCAUAGCCUGCUUACGUCUGAUCAUCCACGUGUUUCCGUUAGCAGCAUUUUAACUUUUAUGUGGUGUAUUUCGAAGUCCAAUGAUCUCUUUGCAGGAAAGCAGGAUCUCCUUUUCAGGUUGUUCAUGCAGCACAAGCAAUUCACAUUGCUUAUCCCCUGAAACCCAAGCAGAUGCCAUGGCUCAACGGAGCAGUGCAAGUUCGUCUUCGGGUCUCUGUUAGGCAGAAAAGUUAGAGCAUUUUCAGAUACCCAUGAAGGUUAAUUUCCCAUGCUGUAGGGGAGCAGCUUAAGUAGGAGCUUGAUUUUCGGUUGUUUGCUUUGUAUUUCAGCCGGGAAACGUGUAGUAGCUGGAGUCUUGCAGUUAGUUUUUGUAUUGUAGUUGUGCCUGUGCUGGUGCCUUUCUGUAGUAGCUGGAGUUGGCUCGUUUAUGCUGGUGAUGCACUGUAAUUUGCUGAAGGAUACUGUUUUAUCAGUUAUUACAAUGAAUGGAAAUUGGGGACAAUGCUCCUUAAUUCGAAAAAAAAGAUAUCCAUGAAGUAUAGUUGAAAACAUGCAAGAGAUAGAUUGUCCAUUA